UAUGGAGAGCACAGUUCAUUCAGCAUCAGUUAACAGAGCAAAGACUACAGAGAAGACGAAUAAGACAGACACGCUUUACAGUGAGAAGCAAGAGCUGUUCGAGGCAUCGUGAAGGCCGUUAAUUCACUGACAUUACUACAUUUAAGAUUUCUCUGCAAAUCUGAUCGAAAGAAAGCAAAGAUGAAGCUGUUGUGGGUUGUUUUACUGGUGACCGGCACUGUGUUUGCCGAUGACGACGACAAGAAGGACAGUGUUGGGACUGUGGUUGGAAUUGACCUGGGGACCACCUACUCAUGUGUCGGAGUGUUCAAGAAUGGGCGUGUGGAGAUCAUUGCCAACGACCAGGGUAACCGCAUUACCCCAUCAUAUGUGGCUUUCACCAGUGAGGGUGAGCGUCUCAUUGGUGAUGCUGCCAAGAAUCAACUGACCUCCAACCCUGAGAACACAGUCUUUGAUGCCAAGAGAUUGAUUGGGCGCACUUGGGGAGACUCCUCUGUGCAGCAGGACAUCAAGUACCUGCCAUUUAAGGUGACUGAGAAAAAGAACAAGCCCCACAUUCAGGUUGACAUUGGUGGUGGACAGAUGAAGACAUUUGCUCCUGAGGAGAUCUCUGCCAUGGUGCUGACUAAAAUGAAGGAGACUGCUGAAGCUUAUCUGGGCAAGAAGGUAACACAUGCUGUGGUCACCGUCCCUGCUUAUUUCAAUGAUGCUCAGCGUCAGGCAACCAAGGAUGCUGGUACCAUCGCUGGCCUCAAUGUCAUGAGAAUCAUCAAUGAGCCAACUGCUGCUGCCAUUGCUUAUGGUCUGGACAAGAGGGACGGCGAGAAGAACAUUCUUGUAUUCGAUCUGGGUGGUGGCACCUUCGAUGUUUCCCUGCUGACUAUUGACAAUGGUGUGUUUGAGGUGGUGGCAACCAACGGUGACACCCAUCUUGGAGGUGAGGACUUCGACCAGCGCGUCAUGGAGCACUUCAUCAAGCUGUACAAGAAGAAGACAGGCAAAGAUGUGCGCAAGGACAACCGUGCUGUGCAGAAGCUGCGUCGUGAGGUUGAGAAGGCAAAGAGAGCACUGUCCGCCCAGCACCAGGCUCGCAUUGAGAUCGAGUCCUUCUUUGAGGGAGAAGACUUCUCUGAGACCCUGACCCGUGCCAAGUUCGAAGAGCUCAACAUGGACCUGUUCCGUUCCACCAUGAAGCCUGUCCAGAAGGUGCUGGAAGAUGCUGACCUGAAGAAGUCUGAUAUUAAUGAGAUUGUUCUGGUUGGAGGCUCCACCCGUAUCCCCAAAAUUCAGCAGCUGGUGAAGGAGUUCUUCAAUGGCAAAGAGCCCUCCAGGGGCAUCAACCCUGAUGAGGCUGUGGCUUAUGGAGCUGCUGUGCAGGCUGGAGUGCUUUCUGGAGAGGAGGACACUGGUGAUGUUGUUCUUCUGGAUGUGUGCCCCCUGACUCUUGGUAUUGAGACCGUUGGAGGAGUGAUGACCAAACUGAUCCCCAGGAACACUGUGGUGCCUACCAAGAAAUCUCAGAUCUUCUCUACAGCUUCUGAUAACCAGCCUACUGUCACCAUAAAGGUUUAUGAAGGUGAACGUCCUCUGACAAAAGACAACCAUCUGCUGGGCACAUUCGAUCUGACUGGCAUCCCUCCUGCCCCUCGUGGCGUACCACAGAUCGAAGUCACCUUUGAGAUCGAUGUCAACGGUAUCUUGCGUGUCACAGCUGAGGACAAAGGCACCGGCAACAAGAACAAGAUCACCAUCACAAAUGACCAGAAUCGCCUGACGCCAGAGGACAUCGAGCGCAUGGUGAACGAUGCUGAGCGCUUCGCCGAUGAAGACAAGAAGCUGAAGGAGAGAAUUGAUGCCCGUAACGAGCUUGAGAGCUACGCUUACUCACUGAAGAACCAGAUUGGUGACAAGGAGAAGCUGGGUGGCAAGCUGUCAGAUGAGGACAAGGAAGCAAUUGAGAAGGCAGUGGAGGAGAAGAUUGAGUGGAUGGAGUCACACCAGGAGGCUGAGCUGGAGGACUUCCAGGCCAAGAAGAAGGAGCUUGAAGAGGUGGUUCAACCCAUCAUCAGCAAGCUUUACGGUAGUGCAGGAGGACCACCACCAGAGGGCGCAGAAACCGAGCAAGAUGAGAAGGAUGAGUUGUAGGCACGUCUGCUGUCGACGUUUGUCGCCCCUUGCCUCUGGUAGUGGCACCUAGAUGUACAUAUUGAACUGAUGGGACUCAAAUAGUGAGAGGAACGGUUGGCAAGGGGUGGCGCUAAUAAGCAACCAUACCGAAUCCCCUGAAAGACUUUCAAAAAAGUUUCAGUGUGUGAGAGGUGUUCUCUUCGCUGGAAGGCGGAGAUAAUUGUCAGCCUGGAUAUGAGGCUUGCUGCUGCUGUUCUCAGGCAGUUCUGUUGGGGUUCUGUAGAUGGGAGGGACUUAGUGGGUGGGCUGGGGUUUGGGUGGGGGGGGUGUUUCUGAGGCCCAUUAAGUUGGGAGUCUGUGGGAUCAAGGGCUCAUUAUGUCCACAGGCAAGGCUAAAAGUUAUUUAUUGAAUCUGGUCGUUGUACUUCUGGAAAGACAUUGAAAUAAAUGUUUGAUACAAAAUGUAA
Messenger RNA from Cheilinus undulatus (humphead wrasse), 2594 nucleotides. RefSeq names its product endoplasmic reticulum chaperone BiP. The transcript has 9 exons. Gene Ontology annotation, cellular component: membrane; endoplasmic reticulum lumen; cytoplasm. Bases 181 to 2145 code for a protein of 654 amino acids. The record is from RefSeq and is a predicted model, not a curated record. Gene Ontology annotation, biological process: protein refolding; endoplasmic reticulum unfolded protein response; cellular response to unfolded protein. Gene Ontology annotation, molecular function: heat shock protein binding; ATP hydrolysis activity; ATP-dependent protein folding chaperone. Lineage: Eukaryota; Metazoa; Chordata; Actinopteri; Labriformes; Labridae.